GCUGCUGUCUGCUGCUGCUGGAGCCGCUGGGUCUUCUCUUUCUGGGUCUGCUGGAGCUGCUGGAACUGCUGGAGCUGUGUGUGAGGAGAUUGUUUCAGCGGGAGAGCUCAGAAUUCAGCGCAGAGCAGAAUGGACCCCAGCGCGGAGGAGUUCUGUGAUAUUCAGACGUUGCAUAAGGAGGCUUUGAGAAACGCUGUGCUGAACUCUACCCAGGCGAGUACUCUUCUAGGGGGCCAGUCCAUCAAUGACAUCAUUUUAAACCAUUGCUACACUCCUCUUUCUGCCAGCGUGGGUGAGGAGGCCUGUGUGGAGGAGAGUGAAGAGUGGGAGACGCUGGAGGCUGUGCUCUCCCGCGAGUUUGGAGAAGGUCAUGGGGGUCGUAAGGUGAUGCUGUGUGGAGGGGCUGGAAUGGGGAAGACCACAGGGGUGGAGCAGCUGAUUUGGGACUGGGCCGCAGGUACCCGUCUUCAGCACUACACCUUUCUUCUGCGGGUGUGUGUGGAUACCCUUUUCACCAGCAAAAAGAGCCUGGAGGGCUUGCUGCUGACCAGUCACGCUCAUUUUUCCACUGAAGCUCUUGCGAUUGUCCUGCAGAGGCCUGCGGAAUCGUUGCUUCUGGUUCUGGAUGGGCUGGACCGCUUUCAAAACCUUCUGUCUGAAUGUCCACCAUCGGAUGAGCUGGUGAAUGACCCACAGCAACCAGUAGGAGGCGCUGUGCUUCUCCACAGUCUUCUGGAGGGCUUUCUGCUGCCUGGAGCGUCAAUACUGCUCACCUCCAGAGAACCAAUCCUGGACCUGGAGUCUUUGCAGUGCGUCCAUCUGCUAGGCUUCUCUCAGGACCAGAGGAGAACGUUCGUCCAGCGUUUUUUCCAAAAUGAAGCCAAAGCAGAGCAGAUUCUCCAUCACUGUGAGCAAGCUGUGGGCAUGGCCGAACUCUGUGUGUGCCCCACCUUCUUUUGGAUGCUUUGCUGUGUGUAUAAGGAGUGUAAGGACCGUGCACCACAGACCCUGACUGAGCUGUGCUGCAUUGUAACCCACAAGAUUCUGCAAGAGCAUAGUGUGAGUAUGGAGGCAGGCAAGCAGCUCCUCUGUGGCCUGGGCAAGCUGGCAGAUCACUGCACCUCCCUAACACAGACAUCCUGCUCCUCCACUGAGGUCUUCGCCUGCGGCCUGCAGCCCUUCUUGGGUUCAGCGGUCCUUUCAGCCUUCCUGCGACUCAGUGGAGGUGAUAUCUCGUCUGAUGAAGCCACGUUCUCCUUCUUAUCGCCAGUCUUCAGAGAGUUUGUUUCAGCAGCCGCUUUCUACCUUGACCCGUCAGCUCCACACUCUGGUCAAGAUGAAGGCGGUAUCCCAGAAGAAGGAGAUGGCCUGCUUCAUGUGUUCCUCGCCGGCCUUUCAGACCCUGCACAGAGGACGCUUCUGAAGUCCUCGGUCGGUACGUUCAGCAGUGGCCGUCUUUCAGAGUUCCACCAAUGGCUGAUGAGUUCAGUGACGGAGGUUCUGCCAGGCUUUGAGAAGGAAAAGCACUGGCGUAUGUUCCAGCUCCUGCAUCACGCUCACAGCCCAGUGCUGGUCAGAGAGGGCGUGGGGUCCUGCCAGUGGAGGACGGUCAGCUACAGCGGCCUGCGGGUAGCGGACUGUGUGGCGCUGGCGUAUAUAGUGUGCUGCCUGGGGGAGAUGGAGCAUCUGAACCUGUACGGGAGCAAACUAACAGAGAAGCAGAUGCUGAAGCUCCUGCCUGUCUUCCAGCUGGCCAGAUCUGUUAAUUUGUCUCAGAGUCAUCUGAGCUCAGAUGGGCUCAGACACCUGGCGCAGGCUAUGAUGGACGGACAGACCACCGCGCUGAACCUGUCGUACUCCAAACUGGGGGACGAGGCAGUAAAGACUCUCUGUCCCGCCCUCAAACACUCCAACCUGCAGACGCUCAAUUUGAGAGUGUGUAAUCUGACCCCAGGGUGCUGUGAGGCUCUUGGUCAGAUGUUGUCGGGCUCUAAGCUGUGUGUGUUGGAUCUGGGAGGAAAUGACCUGCAGGACCAGGGCCUUUCUCAGCUCAUCAGUGCGGUGGGGACAUCCAGCUGCAGACUGCAGGAUCUCAGUAUAGGUAUGUGUUCUCUGAGUGGGGCGUGUGUUGCUGUGCUGUCAUCAGCUUUGAGCUCUUCUCUCUCUGAGCUGAAGAUACUGAACCUAAGGGACAACAGCCUGGCUGAAGACACUCUGGAGCUUCUCUCACAAGCCCUGCAGACAGGCCGCUCCAGCCUCAACACACUAACCUUGUUUGACUGUGAGCUGACGGAUUCAUGCUGCCCAUCCAUAGCGGCAAUCCUCCAAUCACAUAACUGCCAUCUGACUGAGCUGGACCUGUCUGUUAAUGAACUUGGCCAAUCAGGAGCUCUCGUCAUCUUUGACACCCUCACAGCUCCUCAGUGUCCCCUGAAGAAGUUAUGCAUGGUGAGGUGUGAGCUGACGGAGCAGGUUUUCAGUGUACUGGGAAGCGUGUUAGUAUCUGCGACGUCCAGAUUGAAGGAACUGGACAUUGGAAUAAACCCAGUUGGGGAUGCUGGAGCGAAACACUUGUGGAAGGCCCUGAAACACCCCAACUGCAAACUACAGCAUCUGGAUCUAGAGAUGAUCUCGCUGACUGAUGCCUCGGUGGAUGAGCUGUGUGAAGCAGUUGCUGCCAGCACCUCUUUAACAUCCCUAAUUCUAAAGAACAAUGGCCUCACUGACCUGUCCGUGCCCCGAUUGGUCAAACUUGUUCAGGACCGUCCUAUCAUGAAAGAGCUCAAUUUACAGUAUAAUGACUUCAGUGAGGAUGUUUUUGAGCUGAUGGACGUCUGCCCAAGGAUACAGUAUUAACACACCAGUAUUCCAUGUGAUGAGUGUCUGUGACUGAGGAGCUUAAAGACUGUGGAAAAAAAAAGUUUUACAUAUUGCAGAAGAUGCAGAAGAAUUACUUAUGCAUUAUUAACAAUGUUAAAAGUGUUUAUUAAUAAUGUAGGAAGUGCUUACGAAUGUGUCCUUCAGGCUUUACUUAAAAUAAUAGUCUAUAACUAUAAUUAUUUACCUUUUAUGCAAUUUUGUGCUCCAUGUGGAUAUAUUUUCUUACAGAAAUUUCAUUUUUUUAAUGAAAAUUCACUUUUAAUGCCAAAAGUCAAUAUAGUACAGAGUAUGUGGUGUAGAUGGUACUCUACAAUUCAGAAUUAAAAAUUCAGUAUUAAAGACAGUAACAAAAACAGACUGAAUAAUUCGACUUAAUAAACAUAAGGGAAGGUUUGUAAAUUGUCAUAUACAGUGCUGUCAAAAUGUAUUUGCCCACUACAAAUUUUUGUUUGCACUUUUUGUUAUCAUACUGUAUUUUCCGCACUUUAAGGCUCACUUAAUUUUUUACAUUUUCCCAAAAAUCGCUUUAUAAUCCGAUGUGCCUUAUGUAUGAAUUUUACUAGUGAGGUUGCAAGGAGCAGUAACGCUACCAGAGUAAAUUGCCAGAGCCCUGGGAGCGCACAAUUGGCCUUGCUCUUUCUGAGUGGGUAGAUGUCACUCUUUCCCCUCAUCACUCAUAGAGUGAUGUUGAUCAGCACAAGGCAUCUGUGAGCUGAUGUAUUAGAACCGAGUCGCGGCACUUUCCUCCGAGGCUACAUCAGCAGCAGUUUGAAAAGAGGCGGAGUCUGACUUCACAUGUGUCAGGGGAGGCAUGUGCUGGUCUUUACACUCCUUGUGUUUUGGCAUCACCUGUGAUGGGGUCUUGUGGAGAACAUUCCUCUACUGGUCAAUACACUGACACGCCAAAAGCAAUGGAAUAGAAUUAUGAUAACUGAAAAUUAAAUUGGGUAUGUCUACAGCUGUGUACAUUGUGAGGUGUUAUCUUGUGAGUUUGGCAGCACAAUGGGGAGGUUGUUUUAAUGUUCUGGCUGCUGAUCAGUGCAGAACUAUGACCAGUCAAACAACCAUUCAGAUGCAUUUUUUUAGUUUCUUUCCAUUUUGCUUCUGGCAGAAGUUGUAUUAUUGCUCUUGGAAACAUUUAGAUGGAUAAUGAGGUUUUGAAUAUAAUCAAACCCACAUGCUUCCCAAACUUGGACAUCAACAAUGUUGUUCAGAAUUUUUUGGUGUGUUCUCUCUUCCUAAACAUAGCUAACAAGCGAAUCUUUGUACCAAACAACACACCAGUCUGUUCACAUUUGCAGACAGAGCUACAGCGAUGUAGUUUUGGAAUUGCUUUAAGCAUUCCUGACCCAGUUCAGUGAAGGGUGUGAUUUGUGUGAAAUAUGUAAUUCAUGCACAGUAAUUUUGUCCUGAUUGUAUAAUUAUAUUUUCUGAUAAGUCGCAUUAUAUGGCAUUUGUAGCCUUGCUGCUUAACUGUUUUGCACAAUGCAGUAAAGGUAAGUGGGGCACAACUAACACAAGAUCAAACCUAACAAAAAUAAAUAAGGAUAUAUUUUUAUAUUGAAGCAUGUUAUGGAACAUGGGACUAGGAUCAAGUCCCAUGACUUUUGCCAUAGAAGCUUAAGAACACUGCACUGGGGGUCACUUUGUCUGAUCACAUGGACAAUUCUAGCCAGACACCGCUGGUCACAAUCAUUAUCACUCACUGCACUGUCCACUGUGGGUGGUAAUGCCUUCUAUGACAUAUUCUUGGAAUUCUUAGAAUGCACGUGACACUGUUGAUCGAGGAAUGUUAAAUGUUGCUGUUAUAAUUUGUGGUGUACAAUAAAUAGACAGUAUUUGACACAGAA
This is a messenger RNA of Astyanax mexicanus (Mexican tetra), 4730 nucleotides long. RefSeq names its product NACHT, LRR and PYD domains-containing protein 12. The transcript is spliced from 10 exons. Gene Ontology annotation, cellular component: cytoplasm. NCBI's taxonomy places the organism in Eukaryota, Metazoa, Chordata, Actinopteri, Characiformes, Acestrorhamphidae. Gene Ontology annotation, molecular function: protein binding. The record is from RefSeq and is a predicted model, not a curated record. Bases 130 to 2856 code for a protein of 908 amino acids.